Pelmatolapia mariae (spotted tilapia) is the source of this 3226-nucleotide messenger RNA. RefSeq names its product integrator complex subunit 8 (gene ints8). Lineage: Eukaryota; Metazoa; Chordata; Actinopteri; Cichliformes; Cichlidae. Gene Ontology annotation, cellular component: integrator complex. The record is from RefSeq and is a predicted model, not a curated record. The coding region runs from base 130 to 3117 and encodes 995 amino acids. Gene Ontology annotation, molecular function: protein binding. The transcript has 28 exons. Gene Ontology annotation, biological process: snRNA 3'-end processing.
AUGGCGCAGGGCACAAUGAAUUAUGAGAGAAUCAGUUAGUGUAGCUGGUCCAGCUCCUAAUUUUGACAUUUUGGUGCACAUUUUGCCCUCCUGUCUUCUGAACGAUCACUGUGCCCCGUUAAGACGAGGAUGAGUGCAGAAGCAGCGGACCGUGUGGCCGCUGUGACCAGCAGUCGGCCUGGCACGCCUCUUCAGACUUCCUGGUUUGAGUUUCUCCUCGACGACAGCCUGCUGGAGAAACACCUGCAGAAAUCAAACCCAGACCCAGCACCAGUGCAGCUCAUCAUCCAGUUCCUGGAGCAGGCGUCGAAGCCGUCGGUGAAUGAGCAGAAUCAGGUCCAGCCUCCAGCUGACAACCGUCGGAACCGCACAUUGAAGCUGCUUGCACUGAAAGUAGCUGCUCACAUGAAGUGGGAUCUUGAGGUGCUUGAGAAGGGAUUGACCAUUCCUGUGUUAAACAUGCUGCUGAAUGAACUCCUGUGUGUGAGCAAAGUGCCACCAGGGGUGAAACAUGUGGACCUGGACCUCUCUACUCUUCCUCCCACCACCGCCAUGGCUGUCAUCAUCUACAACCGCUGGGCCAUCAGAACAAUUGUGCUGAGCAGCUUUCCAGAGAAACAAACCAAACCUGGACCCCACCAGAUAAACAUGUUGAAUAUUGUGCAGCAGGAGAAAGAAAUGACUGAAAACAUCCUCACUGUGCUAAAGGAGCAGGCGGCUGAUUCCAUUAGUGUGCUGGAAGGAGCUGUGAGACUGAAGAAAGACUUCUAUGUUCACACCAUGAGGACUCUGGACCUGCUGGCCGCAGACACUGCUGCCAACGGAGAGACAGAGUCUUCGACCGCAGGGCUUCGCAUCAGCGCUGAUGAGCUGCACUGCCAGGUGCAUUAUGAUUUAGGAGGCAUUUUCUUCCAUCAAGGCUGCACAGACCUGCCAAUCUAUGAGAAGGCUCGGGAUCACUUCAGACAGACAAAGGAGCUUUUAAAGAAGCUAGACUCAACGGUUCAUGUUCACCUGGAUGAGAAGCGCCUGGCUGGAUACUGGAACGCCUGUAGAGCUUUGACUGGAGACUGUGACCCCUCUGACCCCCAGACGACACCCUACGACCAGAUUAACAGUCUGAUCCGGGCUCACAACUACCCGGCCGUCAUUGAAGCCUUCAUCAAAGACAACAUAUCGCGCAGUUUGCCAAACCACUUCAGGCGGUCUGUUCUCCGGGAGUUUUUGUAUAAAGUCCAACAAGGGGAAUCGGGCCUGGAUGAGGUGUGUCACAAACUCUGUGUCUGCAACGCCGUCCGCGACGCUCUGGAAGGAGAGAUCCUCAGCGUGCGUUUUCAGCAGCUUCUCCUUAAGCCUAGCAAACAAGUGGUGGACUUCAUUUUAGAGGUGUGCACACGCUCGCUGGAAAAAGACCGUCCAUCUGAAGCGUCCAGAAGAAACAUGGCUAAUUUCCUGAAGACUCUGUGUGAAAGUUUGGAGGACCUGUCUCUGGUGUUUGUGGUGUCAUCCCAUAAGCUCUUCAUGGAGCUGCUGAAGGAGGAAGAGAGGAAGGUCCUGGUGGAGCAGAUGAGGAAGAGGUCGGCCACAAUCAACCUCAGUGCCAAACCUCUGCCUUCCUUCUACGACAUUCCAGCUUCUGCUAGUGUGAACAUUGGCCAGCUGGAGCAGCAGCUCAUCCUUUCACUGGAGCCGCGCAGGAUCAGACAGAUCCUCAUUGAACUCCACGGCCUGGCUGAACGACCUUUCUGGAGGGUCAACAGCAAGUGGGAGGUUCCUCCAGACUACAUCAAUGUGAUCCUCGGCAUUAAAGACAACCUAACGAAGGACCUGGUUUAUAUCCUCAUGGCCAAAGGACUCCACUGCAUUUCUAUAAAGGACUUCGCCCAUGCACGGCAGCUUUUCUCAGCCUGUCUGGAGCUCGUCACAGAGUUUUCCCCAAAGCUGAGGCAGGUGAUGCUGAACGAGAUCCUGCUGCUGGAGGUCCGCGCACACGAGACGAUGGCGGCCGAGGGGAGCAAGGAGCGGCCGCCCCCUGAUUUGGUCAGCAGGGUCAGAGGUUACCUGGAGAUGAGGAUUCAUGAUCUGCCUCUACGUCAGGUGGUGGGAGAGGAGUGUGUCGCCUUCAUGUUGAACUGGAGGGAGAACGACUACCUGACUCUGCAGGUGUCACAGUCUCUGGUCAUGAACAACCCGUACAUCAAGCUUGGCCAGCUUCUGGCAUCCACGUGUAAGGAGCUUCCAGGUCCUAAAGAAAGUCGGCGCACCGCCAAGGAGCUCUGGGAUGUGGUGGUUCAGAUCUGCAGCAUCUCCAUCCAACACAAGAGGAACAGCGACGGCCGAAUUGGCCUCAUUAAACAGAGAGAGUCCUCCAUGGGCAUCCUGCACCGGAGCAAAUUCAUCACUUUCACCAAGAAAAUUAGAGAGCCGCUGGUGCUGACGACUCUGAUCUCACUGUUUGUGAGACUCCACAGUAUAGUCAGGGAUGACAUUGUAAAUGAAGUUACUGCAGAACAUCUCUCCAUCUGGCCAUCUUCUCUUCCAAACAUACAGGCGGUGGAUGUGGAAGCUGUGGCUGUGACAGUCAAGGAGUUGGUUUCCUAUGCUCUCACUCUAAACCCCAAUAACCAAUCAUGGCUCAUCACACAAGCCGACAUCUACUUUGUGACCAAUCAGUACUCUGCAGCUCUGAACCUUUACCUGCAGGCUGGAGCUGUGUGUUCGGACUUUUUCACCAAAGCCGUCCCCCCCGACAUCUACACUGACCAGGUUCUGAAGAGGAUGAUUAAAUGCUGUUCAAUGCUCAACUGCCACACACAGGUUGCUGUUCUGUGCCAGUUUCUGAGAGAAGUCGACUACAUGACAGCGUUCAAAGCGCUUCAGGAGCAGAACAGUCACGACGCCAUGGACUCAUUCUACGACUACAUCUGGGACGUCACCAUCCUGGAAUAUCUCACACAUAUUCACCACAAACGAGGAGAGACUGAGAAGAGACAAAUAGCAAUAAAAGCGAUUGGACAGACGGAGCUGAACACCAGUAAUCCAGAGGAAGUGCUGCAGCUGGCUGCGCAGAAGAGGAAGAAGAGAUUCCUGCAGGCGAUGGCCAAACUGUACUUUUAGUAAACACACAAACCACUGUCAGAUUUCACAGGGUGGGGAUGAAUAUUUUAUUUUGUGGUAACAAGUACAUGGUAAUUUGUAUUCUUUUCAUCUUUUGCAAUAAACUUAU